GGAACAUUAAGAAAAACGAGAAAUGGACCACAGUUUAUCAAAAACAUAUACAAACAAUAGAUCUUUGAGGUACGAGGUAGUUUACUGUGAAGUUAAAUAAAGUGCAGGCAAGUACAGCUGGAGAUUGAUUGGUAGGUUCAGGUUUCCAGCUUAGAAGAUGAGCUCUCUGAAAUCGUUCGGUCUUUUCCGCGUGGCUUCGUUCGUUUUCGUUCACAGCUCAGUAGUUCCCACGCACUCUCCUUCCUUGCGUCGUACUGAGCUGGAAAAUGGCUGAGCGUAGGGCCAGGGAGUUAUGAACAGGAGAAGUACAGCGCAGUUAAAAGUUAGAUCAGAGCUGUCGCCAGGAGAUUCUGACACACCAAGAACACAACCGUUUGCAGCUGGGACACAGUAGACUUCUUCUCUGUCCCUUCGAGACUGUUAAAGUCCCAUUGCAGAAAAAGCGAGAAGACCCACAAAAACCAUCCGCGGAUCAGUUAUUCCUUCUGCUGAAUUUCAGCAAACCUAAAGGAUUUAAAAGCUCUCUACUCCAAACAUUUUUCCUCCAAUCUGUCUAUUUAGAGCGUGGAGAUCCACCGACACCAGGCUGUUGGCUUGACGUAAGCUUUCAUCAGAACACAAAACUAGGACCAGUCUCAAGGUUUUUGCUGCUUAAAGGAGUAUGUUGCCGACGCUCUCCCUCUGUUCCAUCAUUUGGCUGAACCGUGGUAUCAAGCUGAGGAAAGUACAGCAGUCCAGCAACACUGGUCAGCUCUGAAGCCGCUGCCACCACAACCAUUACAGCAGCUACCUUAUAAACUACUAAAAAUGCUUCUAAGCUUUGGGUGACUUUCCCUCCUUCCUUCAGCAUCCCCAGCCUAGAAACCACAGUACCAACACCUCCCUUUAGUGACUCAGCAGCAGUUUCAGUUUCUGAGCUUAAGAAACUGAGCAGGAUUCCAUUAUUGACGAAAAAAGGAACUCCUCCACUCAACAAAAUGACGACAGAUGGCUUCCAAUACCGUGUGCUCUACACAUUUACCAAGGACCUGGAAGAGGACUUGGACCUACAGCCAGGGGACCUCCUGACUGUCAGUAAGGCUUCUCUGGUGUCAGUGCUGAGCUACGAGGAGGGCUUCGAGGAGCACCCAGAGCGUCUAGGCUGGAUCCUAGGAUACAACGAACGCACCAAGCAGAGAGGCGACUUCCCAGGCACCUUCGUUGAAUUUGUUGGUCCCAUCAAAAUGGCCCAUCCAUCAAGUCAACCAAGGUCCCAGCGACCUCUCCCGGCUGCUCCCAUACCAGAACCAUCUCACACUGUUCCAGUGCCAGACCUCAGCCAGCAGUUCACUCCACCGGAGACGGCUCCCCCAGCCCUGAUCAGCCUCAUCCAAGCCAUUGAACACAGAGGUCUGGACAGCAAAAUAUUGUACAGAACAGCAAGCACAACAGACAGCUCAGUGUACACCUUGAGCACUGGCGAUGCUGCUCAGAGUGACGUGGGUUUCCUUUCUGAGAGUGUCCUGUGCUGCCUGAGAGACCUCCCAUCACCUGUCAUCCCUGCAUGCAUCUAUCCGCAACUUCAAACUGCAGUCAUGCAACAGCAGCUUCACCAGCAGUCUCUAGAUGGAGCUGUUGCUGGUAGCCAUGACAGAGAAGUGAGUCUGGUUCUGGAGAACUCCACGGUGGUCCCUCUCCACCAUCGUCUCACCUUGCAGUACCUGCUCACACACCUGACCAAGGUGCUUCAGGCUCAGGCCAGUAACGGCCUGGACACUCACACUCUGGGAAGGAUCUUUGGCCCCCUCCUGAUUCGGACAAGCCCCUCAGCCCAAGGGUAUUCAUGGGAGGAGGACUUUCCUGUCCUGGUAGUGGAAAGGCUGCUGGUGGAGAAAACUGCACAGCCAGACUUCCCUCCUCCUGUUCUUCCAGCGAAACCAACCAAAUCAAAAAUAGCCCCAUCAGAUAUGACGGACACAAGCAGCCUGCUGAACGAUGCCGAGUGGUACUGGGGAGAUAUUUCCAGAGAGGAGGUGAAUGAGAAACUGCGAGACACUCCGGAUGGGACCUUUCUGGUGCGAGACGCUUCCAGCAAACUGGAGGGCGAGUACACUCUGACUCUGAGGAAAGGGGGGAACAACAAACUGAUCAAGAUUUACCACCACGAGGGACGCUAUGGCUUCUCAGAGCCUUUGACCUUCCAGUCUGUGGUGGAGCUUAUCAAUCACUACCGCCACGAGUCCCUGGCACAGUACAACGCCAAACUCGACACCAAGCUGCUCUACCCCAUUUCCAAGUUCCAGCAGCUGGUUAAGGAGAACAGCAUAGAGGAGGUGGGAGAGCAGCUCAAGGUCUACCAUGAGCAGUACCAGGAGAAGAGCCGCGAGUACGACUCUCUCUAUGAGGAGUACACUCGAACCUCACAGGAGCUGCAGAUGAAGCGAACAGCCAUUGAAGCCUUCAAUGAAACCAUCAAAAUCUUUGAAGAACAGUUUGAGACCCAGGAGAAAUACAGCCGAGAGUCUUUAGAGCGAUUCCAAAGAGAGGGCAACGAGAAGGAAAUUCAAAAGAUUCAGAGCAACUCUGAGCGUUUGAAGUCACGCGUGAAGGAAAUUCACGACAGCAAGCGAAAACUGGAGCAAGACCUGAAGGAGCAGGUGUCUGACAACAGAGAGAUUGACAAGAAGAUGAACAGCCUCAAGCCAGAUCUCAUGCAGCUUCGCAAGAUCAGGGACCAGUACUUAAUAUGGUUGACACAGAAGGGAACAAGGCAGAAGAAGAUCAAUGAAUGGCUGGGCAUAAAGAUCGAUGCUGAUGACUCCUAUUCUCUGGAGGAAGAUGACAGCUCACCUCACCAUGACGAUUGUACCUGGUAUGUAGGUGACAUCAAGCGCUCCCAGGCAGAGGAAAUGUUGAGAGACAAAUGUGAUGGAACGUUUCUCAUCAGGGAAAGCCAAUCACAGAAGGGUUCUUAUGCCUGUUCUGUUGUUGUUGAUGGCGACACAAAGCACUGUGUCAUCUAUAAGACAGCCACAGGUUAUGGAUUUGCUGAGCCCUACAAUCUGUACUCGUCUCUCCAAGAGCUGGUACUCCACUACAAAAACGUCUCCUUGGCCCAACACAACGACCAUCUGAAUGUAAAUCUAGCUUAUCCAGUCUUGGCCCGCUCCCAGAACCUGAAAUAGAACCAGCAGCCCAGAUGAUCUAUAGAUCCACCAGCAGUGGGGCACCGAGCCUCUGGAGCCCAGGACAGUGUCAACUAUUUCAGAGAAAGAAGUGUGUUUUUGUCUGGAACCUGAUACAUCUAUAGUUUCCUGACAGAACCAGUCCAUUAAAAAACACUCUUCCCAAAAACCACACCACUACUGUCGCAGAACCACUGGCUGAGAGGGUAAAAGUGUAAAAGUGAGCCUCUACAUUAGCCAGUCACAGCUCUACUGUGAAAAUCUACAAAAGGCCCCAAACAUCCACAGGAAGGUAGACUUUACACAAAGAUGUUAGAGACAACAUGUGUUAAAGGAGAACAAAAUAAGCACAAAUAAGUAUUUUUAAGGCUGCACAAAAGAGAUGGAAAGAGCAUGUAGAGAAACUAUUGGAAAUAUUUAAAACUUUUUUUUUUAAUGCCUUGAGCACAAAGUAUCUGUGUUUAAACAAAUGUCCUAAUCUCCAGACUCUCCGGAAACACAGACAAAAGUAUGCUUUUUAACUCCAUAAAGGAAUGGCUGCUCACUUUCCACCUGAAGGUGGUUGAGAGGAUCCAGCAAAUUGGGGCUGAGCUGUGGGAGUUUAAGGAUUUUACCUUUCAGAAGCACAUAGGAAUAGUUCUGAGUGACCACAAGCUUCUGUCAGUUUACAUUUUAAAGGUUGAAAGGAGAGGACUGGGAAUAAUUUCAAUGUGGCUACAGCUUUAAAAGAUGUACAGGCAGGUACAUUUUAAUAGACUCAUUUAUAUCCAUCUGCUUUGCUGUGUGGCUCUCUCAUUAGGUCUCUUUUUGAACUAAUGAGAAAAAAAAAAACCCAUUAAAUGAGGAAUAGGAGCAAAUGCAUGGUACAUAUUUGCUAUUUUGUCAAUGACAGAAUAUAUAUUUUGAAUCACAGUAUGCUAGAUUGUGAGGUACAUUUACAAACACAGUUCUAUGAUUCAGGUGUGCUGUGUCAGACGCCUCUUCCUGUUUUUCCUCUUCUAUUACUGUAGCACUAUUGACACUCUGCACUGUUAGUGCUCUUCUUUUGCAUGUAGAUUCACUGCGGUACCAGCGCUUUUUGAAUAUCGAUCUCUGUGAUUCUUCUACUGUCUGUACUGAAUUAGUUUUCUGUAAAGUUGGCGUAGAUUCCCAGUGGUGUGAUCCCCUCUCAGAUAAACAUUUUAAUUUGUUUCUUUGAGGCAGAGUUUUUGAUGUUACAUCUCUGCUGCACCUGACUGUUCAUUUCAUCUGAUGCUUGAUUCAGAGAGCUGGAGAAUAUUAAUGUACAAAAAAAAAAAAACAGAAAAGGCAGUAAUAUAUGUUGUGUACAGUAUAUUUUAGACACACAUGCUUUAGAUGUAUGUGACUUUAUAGAGUUCCCUGGUUUCCUUUAUGUUUUCAGAAUAUUUGUUGUGUUCUUAGGUUCUAUUUGAGGAUUUGGAUGAUCCGUCAAAUGUGAGCCCAGUGAAGGAUGUGUUCUCAUGUAGCACAACAGGAAUAAAAGAACACGUCCUUUUGCCAUUCAGCUAAGAGAUUACCCGGUAUAGCGUGUAUGGAGGUCUUCAUUUGUUUUUGUUUCUUUUUUUUAAUUGGACAAAUGAUUGAAAAUCUGUUGGCAUGUAGUGAUUAGGUCAUGGUGUGUGGUACUCCAAACACACUAAUUUUUAGAUUGAGAAACCGUCUCCAGAUCAGUCCAUAUCUACUGUUCUGUCCUGUGGCAUUGAUCUCCUCUUACUGUUUCUAUGUGCGUUUGGCUCGAGAGACUAAUUGUUGUCACCUUCAUUGCUUUUAAAUCACAGUUGUACAGAUACAGAGAUAUGCAGUUCCUUUUGUGGUCAGUGGAGACACUGCAGAGAGACAAGUUACAAGGCUGCAUUUAAACUUGAUUCUCAGACACAAAUCUUUCAUAAUUUCUUACACAAAUGACUGAGAAUGGUAAAGAGAAUAUGUAUGAAUAUAUAUUUUUGUAUCCUGGAGCAGACAAGUUGUUUAUGAUCAAGUGUUUAUUACUCUGCUUUAUGUGUUUUUGUCAGGGGUUAGAAAUGUUUCCUAAAUGUGAUCUUCACCAGUUUUCUGCUCCUAAUGGCAGGUGAAGAGGUGGCAUCAGAAGUUGAAGCAAAGAUCUUCAAGUCCGAAGAUCUUUGCUUCGGACUUGAGCACAGCUCUUUGAAUGUUGCCACUUACUGAGCUGAAUUUACCCGGGCUAAGCUCAGAUUGAGAUGGAUCCAUCGUACUAUAGAGUCAUUUGCACAGUUGUUGGUACAGCGUAGAUCCCAGGAAUGAAAGCAGAGGUGGCAGCCGAGCUUCUGAUUUAAGGUUUAUAGCGCUGAGGGAGGCGACUACAAGUGCCUUCUGUCAUCCUGAGGAGUUUGUGUGCUCCUUGUUUUCACCAUUAGAUGGUGCCAUCGCCACCAUUUUGUCGUGCCACACAUUUGCCAUAUCUAAGGUUAAGGAAUAUCUGGCAAAUGAGCCUAGUUGUGUGUGUGUGUGUGUCGUGGAGAGAAUGACUGGGGUUACUGUUACACCUGAGAUUGUUACAUCCUUUUUGUUUGGUUGCAACUGUACAGUAGCUUGGGACGCUAUAGUUGUGUACUAAAGUUUUGGGGUUUUUCUGUAUCUAUCUGGUAUAUCUGUAAUUAAACAUAGAUGAGUUAGAAAUAAGAAAAGUAUUCAUUUUUAGCCUGGUGCAGUUCUUUGCUAGCCUCCCAAGUUCCAGCAAUAUUCUUUUUUUUUUUUUUUUUAAUUUUUGGUUAUCUUGAAGUGGGUUGUGUGAAGUACAUGUGACAGCAAAGGACUGACCUGACUUAGACAAACAGCAGCAACAUCCCAGUUUGGAGAAUAAAUAAAAAUCGUUCUGUCAGUUAUACAUCUUAUAAGCUUAGCAUUGGUGAGGAUAAACUGCCUUGUAUGCAUUUCUUUAAAUUUUAUCUUUCUACCAACAAUUAACGUAACAAUUAGCAUAACAAUUUAUUAAUGUAACAAAGACAAAUGUAAAAAAAUUUGAAUGAUUUAAAAAGAAACUUCUUGACUUGUUCUUGUUUGGCUGAAAAUUCUCUAGAGUCUUCUUCAUUUUUCUUUGACCAAUAAUGCUGAUUCAAAUGUUAUUAAAAUAUGAACCUCUCCUUUUCAAAAUUAUUAGAAAGCUAUACUACUGACCUCAGUAAAUAAAUACAUAGGUAGAGAUUCUUCAUUUUGUUAAGCUCUGACCUUCUAUAGCCAGUUAAUGCUAUUUUUGAUUUCUCUUGAUUCACUAUAAAAGGACUGCAUAUAUUUCUACUACUUGGAUAAACUGACUGUUUAACUGUCUUCACAAUUAAGAGGUUAAUUUUUAAAUAAAACCAGGGUUACCAAGAAUCAGGUUUUGUGUUUGUUUGGGAAAUAUAAAAAUACCUGAUAUUCUUCAGUAUGAUGAAAACCCAACUAAAAAUAAUUCUACCAAAUGAGAUUUCUAAGACAAAUUGUAGUCCACUAAGUUUAGUUUGUUUUUCUCAAAUAUUCAGAAUGUAAACGUGGAAUAUAUAUUCCCACAAAUCAUUUAAUCUUCAAAGUCCUUUGAAAAUAUGCAGAAAGACAGUAAUACAUACAUUUUUUGUGUACUUAUUGAAACAUUCACCAAUAUAAUUGCAGCUCAUGUUUUCCUAAUAUCACGCAGCCUUGCUUACUAGGUCUUCUUCCUCCAGCAAUAACGUCCACUCUGAAGAGUGUUGUCAGUGCAGUCUGUUAGUGAUAUGGUGCACUCUCCAUUCUGGUCACCCUCUGAUUGUUCCAUGCUUCUCUGCUUAAACAUCACCAUAACUUAAGAACUCCUUUGAACUCUCUCAACUGACAUUUCCCAAGGCUGUCUCUGCUGGCACAUACAUAAAGUAACUAACGAAGCUGGGACAAUGCCUUCAUACAAAAAAGUAGCUUCUACUUUCAAAGAAAAAGCACGAAUGAAAUUUAUUUCAUACAAGCCAUUCUGUGUGGAUCAGGGGCAACCAAAAAGCCUCAUGUGGUCCAAUGGUUCACAUUCCCAGCGGUAGAGUAAAUGCAGAAAUCAAAAUCUAAGACAAAUUUUAGUGAAUUUUAGUUCACUCACUCUGCUGGUGGCUCCCAGUUUCUGAUUCUCUUUACUGGGACGGUGAUUACUGUUGUCUACUGAAGGUAUUACAGGUAACUUGCUGACUGCUCAGAAAUUCUUUACGCAUGAACAGAACCCCCAUGAUUCAUGGAGCCUUCCUCCACCUUUUACUUUCUAAGCUUUGUGAGCAGAACAUUUGCUUAGUUUAGUUUGAUGGACCAACACUUUGUUACUGCACAUGUUUACUUCUGCUUCACACAGUCCAGCACUCUGAAACUAACACACAGCAGAUAGUCUUUAUUAAUAGCGUGUUUUACUUCACAAUGUUGUAUACAAUAUAUUUCAAGUAAGAGACAUUUAUAUAUUGGAGCAUACAGUGUACAGUAUGUGACUUUUGCUAUUCUGCAGUCAGUAGCUGUAUUGUAAAUCUUUUGCUUUUAGCUGACUGCAUUAUUUUUCCUCAUUUCUACCAGGUGAGUGGUAUCAAAGCUGUUUUAGUUUUCAAACAAGCUGAAAGGAGAACUGCUGGCUCAUUUCUGCAGUUCCUGUUCACCCCGCUACAUUUCCUUAUAGACUAGUUUAUCCAAAUGGUAGAAGGAUAUUUACUAGAGAUAGUUGCGCUUUUCUCAUGUCAUUUACAUCAGUUUUAUUGUAGCUUCUUCUUAUUGUUAGAAUUUGGUUCACAUUCUGUAUUGCCCUGGGGAAACACUUGCAGUGCUAAGCACCAAGUUACAAAAAGACAAAAAGAACCAAAAACAAUUUGGAUGUAUUUCAGGAAACAUACAUACCAGUAGAUUUAUUUAUUGGCACAUUCAAAAUGGUUAAAAGUGGCAUAAAUGGUGACUUGAAGUUUAUUUAAUUGCAUCUGACUGAUAAAGCCCAGUAACACACACAGCUUUUUGUACAAUCAAAUAUGAAAUAUAUUUCUGAAAGCUUCAUUAACAUCAUUUUGCCAACUUUCAGCUGUUAUAGAGAACUCUCCGUUAUUAACAGUGUGAGCUAGCUGGACGAACUCUUGCAGCAAAUGGGGUGAGAUGGGCAGAAACUAGAGAUAUUUUUGAGUCUUUCUGACAAAUAUUUUCUUUCAGGACAAUUGACUGCUCAUUUUCUCACCUUCACACUUGAAGCAUAUCUUAUCAAGUAUAAAAACUAUGAAAAGUACUUGUUUUCUUGUAGAAUUUCAAGAACAAGAUUUAGUAAAGACGCUACAGUUAAUCACUCAGAAAUCCUCCUGUUUUAGAGGACUUCAUUCUUCUUUGGUGUGUGUGCUUUAAACAAAUCAGAAACACACCCUGAUGUGAGCCAAUGUAUAGAACUUCUUCAAGGCUUCAGAAACCCUAAACUUUAUUCCUGUUGGCCCCCAGGUCAGGUUGGAGUAUCCCUGCGGAAAAUGACCCAUCAGUCUCACUGAUUCCUCAAAUGUUAACAGACAUGACUAUAUGCACAUUAGUGAGUGUAAACACAUUAGCUUAUACUACUGUUUUGGGCUUUUAGAAAAUAAGAUUUAUUGUAACAAAUAAACCCUAUCAAAAAAUAAAUCAGCUUUAAUGUAUUUAAACUGAGGACGCACCAACUGCAGUUUUGUGGUUGAUCACCGAUCUUUAAGUAGCCCAGCCAACUGAUUCCGAUACCGCUUUCUUAUUUUUGUCUGAAAAGUCACAAAAUUUAGUGACAUUGUUGCUACAUUGGCAACAGUAGGGUGACUUGUUGACAGCGCUGUGCAGAAGUGACCUGGUGGGGGCGCUGUCAGUCAGUCCUCUCACUACAGAGUAAAAGUUGUCAGUAACUGAUUUUAAAGCUUUUGUGGAGGUAGUUAAGACUGGUGGAUAACACUUAUAAAAAUAUCUACUAUAUGGCAUAUUGUUGUUUUAAAAUAGCUGACUAGUUUUUGAUUAGUCAUUUGAUGCAUUUAUUUCCCACUGAGAUAACACACUAGAAUUCAUUUUUACUUUUAAAGAGUAAUUGAAACUAUUUAAAACUAAAUACAUCGCUGUACAACAACCAUUUUGAUGGUUGUUUUGAUGAUUUAAUAUUUUAAAACAAAGAAAAAUUAUUAAUCCUUGCCAUAUUUUUAUUCUGAUUAAAAUUAAUUUGAAACAUCUAUAAAUCAGUGAGGCGUGUUGUGAGGAGACCCAAGGUUAGGAAAGGGCUGGAGGAUUCAGCCUUGGUAGUUCUACCCAUCCACUGCAAAACCAACCAGCCUGGUGGCCGGAGCUCAUGUAGGAUUAUUGAGGUGCCCAUGUGCAUUCUGGGGAUGAAGUGAGCUCACGCUCACUUGGUAAUGCUUCCUGAACAGGCCCGUGUGUUUGGCACAGUUCCGGUUGCUUUGCAUUUCUUAAAUAUCAGAACAGUGUUUGUCGUUUUCAUUUCUUUUUGCAAGGAUCUACUGUGUUUAAACGAUUCAGUUUUUUGCGAGUAGAGGCGGUUUUUGAGCGGCGCCAUGCUGCGUCUCACCUCUGCAGAUGUUUGUGAUUGCUGCAGGCUGUGCACUGUAAAAAAAAGAAAAAAGUCUAAUUUAUAGUAAAUUACUGUAAAUUUUACUGUAUUUAUACAGUACAGUUCUGGCAACCACAGCUGCUGGUGUUUUAACAUGAAUUCGAGACUUUUUUUUUACAGUGUAGUGUCAGGUGAACUCAGCAGGAAGCGACGAUGGCGUCAGAGAGAGAUCUUUCACGGUGCUUGAGUAUAUUUUUGCUCUUAUGAGUUGACUUUAAAAACAAGAAAAAAAGCUGAUAUAUUUGUCUAUCUAUGUGUUGUUUUUUUAAUAUUAUCAGUUAACGGUAAACCUACAGAGCCUAUAAAGAAAAAAAUAAGCUAGCUUGAUAAUUUUUUUUCCUCUAUACAGAAAAAAACAAAUACAAAUGUUUACAAGAUGUAAUUAACCAAAUAGUAAAGGUGAGCUUGAGAAUUGAUCUGUCUGUCCCUCCAUGUGGCUGUGAUAGAUUAUGUAUUACUUUUAUUUCCUUUUUCAGUGUAAACUCGAAGAUGUUAUGACUGCUUUUUCUCUUUAACUUUGUGAAACCUCUGUUUUCAGAAUAAUAACUCAGCUGUCUGUUUUCCUCUGCUCUUCACGAGUCCAUUCGCUUUACCUGCUGACUACUUUGACUCACACUGAACCUUUAUGUUCUUGAACUGAACUUGAGACCCUGUUGAAUUUCUUGCUGUUUCUGUUCACGAUCAGGUAGACUUAACUGCAACUCUGCCUGGUGGAUUUUUGAUAAAGGUCAUUACAUGGAAUUUUAGGAGCUUGUACAGAAAUGUUGUGAACAAUAAAAGGCGCCAUGUGGCAAACAUACUUGAGUACCAAUCCAGUACAAUAAUCGUAAAUUCAGGAAUAACUAUCAGCGAUCUAUUGUUUAUGUUUGCACUAUACAGCAAAGGAUCUUCAGAUGAAAACCUGAAUUAGUUUAUCUUUUGGUUCUAUAGCUCACUCCUUAAGACCAAAAUUUAGCCAUAUAAUGUCACUUUGUGUGUAAAAAUAUGAUGACAACUGCACUUUCACUUCCUGUUUUUCUGUCUUUUGCCUGUCUUUUUACUUUUUAGGACAGGAAAGUUGCUAGUUUGUAGGUUUGAGCCGAUGCACAGUGCUCCGAGAUGGUGCAUCUUAUGGAGAAUCUUACAGUUCUCCUGAUGAUGUUUUUUCACAGAUUUAAUUAUCAAAGAUAAUCUGAGUAAAUACAAAAAGAAUGCUUCAAAUCAUUUCAUUAUGUCAAGAAAAAAAGUAUCCAAAGCAAAUUGGGCUUAUGCGUAAAAACAAAACCUAAAUCACAAAUUCACAGUGAUUACAAAGCAUUGUUUGGACAGGUGAGUGGAUUUUAAUAGCCAUACCCUCAGUGCUCUCAGACCCGUAGAAUCAAGAAAUCACAUGCAUACAAUCUGUCUUAUAACAUAAACUAAAGAAAUAGAUUUUAAACAGUACGCAUGAUCUAAAGAACAGCAUCUACAGAACUUUACGCUACAUUUGGUUCAGUUAGUCAGUGUUCCACAGAACUAUAAGAGAUAAAGGUACAGGUAAAAAUUGGUGCUAACCCCAAUAAACAUAAUAAAUUGCUGGGUCUAUAAUUAAUUAAUUGCAUUUUAUUUGAAAACUACAUAUCAACAAAAUAAACAAUACUUUCAAUUCAAUAACCCUUUUGCUGCUAAAUUGUUGAAGAAUAGACAUGACCUCAACAACAAAGAUGUUUAUUGUUUUAAUCUGUUCUUCAACCAUCAGAUUUGAGUAAAGUGUUAUUCUAGCCGUUCAGUUUUUCAGUGCCUCAGGAAGUUUUAAAUGUGACUGUGUAUGUACACUAACAUGAGCAUUUGGGACAUUUGUGCUAAUGCUACAUACUCUUUGGGCUUGAAUAGCUUCACUGAUAGGCUAACUCCGGUUAUGUUUUACAAUCUGUUCAUGCUGGAAAACCCUCCAAUGUGUCUGAAUGAAAACGAGUGUGUUGCUACAAAAGGUGCCACAAGCUGUUCCUCAUUUGAAGCUGCUUUUUCAAUUUACUCAGAUUGUCUGAUGU
This is a messenger RNA of Gambusia affinis (western mosquitofish), 11729 nucleotides long. RefSeq names its product phosphoinositide-3-kinase, regulatory subunit 2 (beta) (gene pik3r2). The transcript is spliced from 16 exons. The record is from RefSeq and is a predicted model, not a curated record. Gene Ontology annotation, biological process: insulin receptor signaling pathway; phosphatidylinositol phosphate biosynthetic process. Bases 978 to 3164 code for a protein of 728 amino acids. Gene Ontology annotation, molecular function: 1-phosphatidylinositol-3-kinase regulator activity; protein binding. Lineage: Eukaryota; Metazoa; Chordata; Actinopteri; Cyprinodontiformes; Poeciliidae. Gene Ontology annotation, cellular component: phosphatidylinositol 3-kinase complex.